This is a messenger RNA of Erigeron canadensis, 1155 nucleotides long. RefSeq lists its product as uncharacterized. The record is from RefSeq and is a predicted model, not a curated record. The transcript has 4 exons. NCBI's taxonomy places the organism in Eukaryota, Viridiplantae, Streptophyta, Magnoliopsida, Asterales, Asteraceae. Bases 400 to 1077 code for a protein of 225 amino acids.
AUCCGGAGUGGGGCGAGAGAGAGGAGUGAUCCAACGGAUUUCGCUGGUGGGUUGCCUGCUACACCACCCCCACCAGGCGAUAUGCAUAGCAAGCGAUCCAUAUGGGUUGCCAAUUUUUUGUUGACUAUAUCACUUUGAUCUGACAAAAGUACACAAAAGUCCACAUUUAGUACACAUAAUUUUGUUUCCUAGUGUGUUUAAUAAUUAAUAUUAAUAAUUUUAUUGCCACAUGUCACAAAAGCCUACCCCACCUUCCAGGUAACUCCACUCCCCCUAUUUUUCACAGGCAACCUCCAGCUGGUGCAAGUAGCCCAACCUCCGGCAUUACCACUCCGGACAGCCUUAGCUUCUUGCAAAUUGUUGCAAUUCAGGCACGUGCCUAAGCAUUUUGUCAGGAAGAUGGCGCAUUUGCAUGACUUGCCCCUUGACCUUCUGGAUCUUAUCAUCGUAUUGUUAGCAAUAUCCACUGAUGGCGCCAGAGACCUGACAAGAUUUGCAGCAACAUGCAAGCAGAUUAAGAUAAUGGCUGAACGACUACAUAUCCAAAGUAUAGUCAACUUACACCAGUUGACUUUUACAGAUGACUACACAAAGCAUCAUCACCCUCAUGACCUCCUUUGUGAGUGUGCCGCAGCUGGAAAUCGAGAGGCCAUGUCCAUACUUGCAAUGGCUAUUUUGUCUGGCGACUCCUGGUUCAAGCAUAUGUUAGAGGAUCGCAAUAAACGAUCACGUGAAUUGAAAAUGUCGGUAUAUGGACUAAUGCAUUCCCAUACACUUGUAAGAUCAUUUAUUCGCUAUGGCUACUGCACUGAUAUUUUAAAGAUGCGUCGACACUUGCUCAACUAUGUGGCCUCAUGUGCUGGAUACCGGGCAGCUUGUGCAUUUGGCAUCCUUACUGCUGUCAAUAAAAUGUGUUCUGAAAUGGUUCACAAAAUUAAUGCAUAUCGCCUUUCUGUCAGAGAAUAUGAUAGUUUUGGAAACAAUCUGUCCUUGGAGAUACUUAACAAGGACUUGGGUGAUGAUCGUAAAAAAGUGCUCGUCAUAUUUGAUAAAGUUUUCCCUUCGAAACCUAUUUGAGUUUUAGGACUUCAAGUAAAUGAUAAAUAUAUAAUGUUAUAAGUUUCUGGGUUGGAAAUAUGAAUUUACAGACUAAGA